AUGCCGAGCUGUCGGGCCCUUGGCCCCGACUCUGAGUAUAUAACUGAUUGGGUGUCCCACGGUUCAGGUCCAGGUGUGACCGUCUAUGGGUUCCCCUCGAAAGGCGGCAUCUAUGUACUUCACGACUGCUUAGGCGUGGAGCUGGAUUUUCUCCGCCACGACCGGUUUCAAGACACUCCAAGGCCAUCCAAGUCGGACCCAGACUAUAAAGCCAAAGAAGACGCCCACUGUGAUGAUAUGCGUCGUCUAGGUGCUACUUGGUGGCGUCGUUUGUUCCUUGCUUACGAAAAGGAGAUGACUGGCGAAUCUGAGACGGAAGAAUUUACCCGCGUGGGCUGGCCAGCGAGUGGUGGUGUGUGGGUAUUACAUUCUACGGUAGCGGAGGCAAGAAAUAUGGGUUCCGGGAUCAUCCACAAUGCGAAUAGUAUGGAGGAGCGGUGCAAGGUAAUUGAACAACUGGGAGGGAUUUUCUAUGCAGAUCCUAAGGACUGUCCUUACCUGGACCUGCCCUGA
This is a messenger RNA of Penicillium expansum, 513 nucleotides long. RefSeq lists its product as uncharacterized. The transcript is spliced from 2 exons. The record is from RefSeq and is a predicted model, not a curated record. NCBI's taxonomy places the organism in Eukaryota, Fungi, Ascomycota, Eurotiomycetes, Eurotiales, Aspergillaceae. The coding region runs from base 1 to 513 and encodes 170 amino acids.